GGGACGUCGGCCGUGGAGCAGGAAGGGAGCUGAGCCCGGAGCAAGGCAGGGGCACUGCCACCAGCCCCUGGGCACCAGGUCUGCAGCGCCCGGGCGGCUCGGCGGGAGGCGGCGGAGGCCCGGCGCGGCUCUCCCCGGCUCGGCUUGGCCCGGCCCGCCCGGCCCGGGAUGGCGGCGCGACCGGCGCUGCCCGUCCUGGCGCACUCGGUGCUGGCGGCGGUUCUGCUCUCGGCGGCCCCGGAGCCCGUGCCGCGGGUCAGCCUACCCUACGACUCGUCCGAGCGGGUGGUGCGGCGGUUCGAGGUGCCCGGUGUCUCCAACUACACGGCGCUGCUGCUCAGCCCGGAUGGCAACACGCUCUACCUGGGGGCCCGCGAGCUGCUCCUCGCUGUCAACACCAGCCACUUCCAGCCCGGAGCACCGGUGCGCAGGCUACCCUGGGGUGCUGAUGAGGAGAAGAAGAGGCAAUGUGUGUUCAAGGGCAAGGACCCCCAGAGGGACUGUCACAACUACAUCAAGAUGCUGCUGCGGCUGAACAGCACCCACCUAUACGCCUGCGGGACCUGCGCCUUCAGCCCGGCCUGCACCUAUAUCAACGUGCAGCACUUCAGCCUGGAGCGGGAUGGCUCGGGGAAGGUGCUGCUGGAAGAUGGGAAGGGUCGCUGCCCCUUCGACCCCGAGUACCGGUCCACGGCCGUCAUGGUCGAUGGUGAGCUGUACGCCGGGACCGUCAGCAACUUCCAGGGCAAUGAGCCCACCAUCUCCCGCAGCCAGGAGAGCCGCAUCGCCCUCAAGACUGAGAACUCCCUCAGCUGGUUGCAGGACCCUGUCUUCGUGGGCUCAGCCUACCUGCAGGAGAGCUUGCCCGCUGGCAACCCUGAGGGCGACGACGACAAGGUCUACUUCUUCUUCAGCGAGACCGGCAAGGAGUUUGACUAUUUUGAGAACACCAUCGUGUCCCGUAUCGCCCGUGUCUGCAAGGGGGACCAGGGCGGGGAGCGCGUGCUGCAGCGGCGCUGGACCACCUUCCUAAAGGCACAGCUGCUCUGCUCCCACCCCGAGGAUGGCUUCCCCUUCAACGUGCUGCAGGAUGUCUUUGUACUCACCCCAGGGCAGCUGCACUGGAGGGAGACCGUCUUCUACGGGGUCUUCACCUCACAGUGGAACAAGGGUGGCCUGGGCAGCUCGGCUGUCUGCGCCUUCCCCAUGCGCAGCGUGCAGCGAGCCUUCACCGGGCUCUACAAGGAGGUGAACCGCGAGACGCAGCAGUGGUACACGGACACCGGCCCCGUGCCGGAGCCCCGCCCGGGCACGUGCAUCACCAGCCACACGCGGCACCUGAAGAUCAACUCGUCCCUGCAGAUGCCGGACCGGGUGCUGAACUUCAUCAAGGACCACUUCCUGAUGGACAGCCCGGUGCGCAGCCAGCCGCUGCUGCUGCAGAGCCACCUACGCUACCAGCAGAUCGGCGUCCACCGCACCCAGGGCCUCCACGGCACCUACGAUGUCCUCUUCCUGGGCACAGAUGAUGGCCGGUUGCACAAGGCUGUGCGUGUGGAUCACGGUGUGCACAUCAUCGAGGAGAUCCGCCUCUUCCCCGCUGGCCAGCCCGUUCUCCACCUGCUGCUGGACCAGGACAAGGGUCUGGUCUAUGCAGCCACCUACACAGCAGUGGCUCAGGUGCCCUUUGCCAACUGCAGCCUGUACCGCAGCUGCGGCGAGUGCGUGCUGGCGCGGGACCCCUUCUGUGCGUGGAGCCGGGGCACCUGCCACAGGGUCACCCCCCACCCCCCGGCGCACCCCCAGCUCUGGGCGCAGGACAUUGAGGACGCUGACACGGAGCGGCUCUGCCAGCUGCCCAACACCUCCCAGCCCCGUCCCCGCAUCCUCCUGCCCCCAGCCUCGGGCGCCCCGUGCCAGCGGAUCCAGCUGCCACCCAACGCGGUGCGGCCGCUGCCGUGCCGGCUGCUCUCCAACCUGGCGUCGCGGCGCUGGCUGCACGACGGGGCGCCUGUCAAUGCCUCCUACCUGGUGCUGCCUGACGGGGCCCUUAUCCUGGUGGGCAGCCCUGAGCGGGCUGGCACCUACGAGUGCUGGUCGCUGGAGGAAGGCUUCCGCAAGCUGAUGGCCAGCUACUGCGUGGGUGUGGAGGAGCCGGUCCGUGGGCCACCGGACCCCGGCAGGAAGGUGGCCAGUGGCCGAGAUGCCCUGGAGACCGUCAGCACCUCCCGGAGCACCUCGGCGGUGGGCAGCGCAGCAGCACGGCUGGACGGCAAGACCUACUGGACCGAGUUCCUGGUGAUGUGUGUGCUCUUUGUCACUGCUGUCCUGGUGCUGGCCUUCUUCCUCCUGCACCGGCACCGCGACGGCAUGAAAGCCUUGCUGGAGCCCGGAGACCCUGGCCGGCACCAGAAGCCCCCCCGCAAGCCGGUGGAGAGCCUGCCCCUGAACGGCAGCAGCCUGCCCAGUGCCGCGCCGGAGCACAAGGGCUACCAGGCCCUGCAGGACAACUACAUUGUCAGCACCCCCGUGCAUGAGCCCCCAGGUCCCCCACGUGCCUUCUCUGAAUCGGAGAAGAGGCCCCUCCACGUCCGGGACAGCUUUGUGGAGGUGUCUCCUGCCUGCCAAAGACCCCGGGUGCGCCUGGGCUCUGAGAUCCAGGACUCAGUGGUGUGACGGGGACAAGAGCCGAGCCCUCACCUGCCACUGCCUCUGCUCUGCUGAGCCUUGCCGGACCUUGGUGCUGCGGCCGGGGUCCAUGUUGUCUGUGUGUGCAUGCCCGGAGCCUGCGGCGGGGGUGGGCUCUGCUGGGGCUCCCGGCUGUCACCUUGGUCGCUCCGGGUGCGAGCGGUGCUGCGUGCCUUCCAGGGACGAGCGGGACUGUUCCCCCCGCCUGGCGUCCCCGCUGCAGGAAUGGACGCGGUGCCUGGCUCUAUGCAGAGGGCAGGAGGGGGCAGCCGCAGCCCCCGCGCCCCACUCACUGUGACGUCCGGCUGCGGGGCCGAGCCGUGCCCCCGCGGGUGUGCUGUGUGUCUGUGCGUGGUUCGUCUUUUCAUACGUUGAAAAUGUGAAUCGUGUCUCCAGGAGGGAGUGGGGAGCAGCACCAGCCCUGUGCCAGGCUGGGCAGCCCCUGUGUCCCCAUGUGCGUGUGCAGAAAAGUCUGUGGUUUUUAUAUAAAGUCCAGGUGUCUCCUUUGGA
Molecule: messenger RNA, 3198 nt
Organism: Apus apus (common swift)
Lineage: Eukaryota; Metazoa; Chordata; Aves; Apodiformes; Apodidae
Gene: SEMA4B
Product: semaphorin 4B
Exons: 15
Coding region: 169-2676 (835 amino acids)
Biological process (GO): positive regulation of cell migration; semaphorin-plexin signaling pathway; axon guidance
Molecular function (GO): semaphorin receptor binding; chemorepellent activity
Source: RefSeq, a predicted model, not a curated record